Molecule: messenger RNA, 2354 nt
Organism: Cyprinus carpio (common carp)
Lineage: Eukaryota; Metazoa; Chordata; Actinopteri; Cypriniformes; Cyprinidae
Gene: fam149a
Product: family with sequence similarity 149 member A
Exons: 14
Source: RefSeq, a predicted model, not a curated record
UUUUUGAAACUUAUAGACCUACAUACAGUAGUGUGUAUGUAAAAACAAUAGAUACUCACUUCUGAGAACCCCUCAGCCUAGUGUGUUGACUUCCGCUGAGGGGAGCAACUCAUCUUUUAGCUUAGUUGUCAUUAAGUUAUGUUAAUGGCAGAAAGUUACAGAGUCCGGUUCGUGAGUGACUGGUCGUCACCUGCUCUGUCUGUUGUCAGCGCGGUGAAGCUGUCAGUCACUCAUUAAUGCAGGUGACUAUAGAGCGCAUUGAUCCGAGCGGCGGCUCUACCGGACCGAGGUUCCAGCAUGGCUUUUCUGACAGACUUUUUUGCUGUGGUUUCAACAAGUCUCUGCUAGACUCGGAGAGAACACUUCAAUGGAAGAGGACAAGAAGAGCUCAGGACAAUAUGAGUCCGGUUCGAGAGAGAGAUGACAGCUUGAAGAAAAAGCUGCUCAGUGAACCUGACAAAAACAUUAGCUCAGUGCCUGACCAGUUCACCAGAACUGUCACCAGGGUCCCAAACAGUGGUCUCAGUGUCUUGUCAUGUGGUCAGUCCUCUGCCGAUGGCACUACCCCCGUGAGUCACCUUCCCUCCCGCUCCAGCAGCCCAGGCACUGGCCCCGGUCUCUCCACAGAGCACAGCUCCAUCUGCUCCUGGAGAUAUGAUGAGUUUGAGCGGGCGAAUACACAGCGUGUGCGUCAGCUCUUUAACUCUGUGGAUGAGCUGCUGUAUGAGGGGAGAGUCAGCAGCCGCUCGGAGUCACUGCAGGAGGAGUGUGAGGAGUGGAACGGACACACCCCUCAUCUCAGAAUUUUAGGGAAUCAGUUGGAGCCUCCUAAACAGGAGGGUGUUCAGUAUAUCUGCAGACGAGAGUCCAGUGCCAGGAACUCCUCCUUCUCCACACCCACCUGUCUGGACAAAAGAGAAGACCAUAGCGAGCUGUAUGUAGCAGGCCGCAGUCUGGCUCCAGGCCUUUGGUGUGAGCAGUCUGUCCGGAGCUCCAGCUCUCCUCAUUAUGAGCAUUCACUUAACCUCACAGAGGAAGAGGAGGUGUAUGAAGCAGAGGGUAGCAUUGAGGAGUUUUUGGCUUAUGAUGGAAAAGAAAUGGAAGAGGAGGAGGUGGAUCAGAGGAAGUCUUCAUCCGUGGCCCCCAGGGGUGGAGUCCCCCCGGUUUCCCCUCAUGCAUGCAUCCGUGAUGCAGUUGCAGAUGAGCUGUUUGAUGACACAUGGAGGGAGGUGGUGGGUCUUCUGGAGGAGCUCUUACACAAGUACUGGGAGAAACAGCUCCCGGACGGAGCAAUGCAGAGGAGGACAUUAGAGAGCUCCAGUCAAGCACCUUCAUCUCAACUCCCAGUUAAAAGACAUCAUCUUCUGUUGUCCAGAGGUUCCAGCAGCAGAACCAGACUCCUGUCAACAUGCAGCAAUAAUGUACAGGUGACAACUUACCAAAACAUGUCCCGAUUAUUACUUUGUCUUUAUGUGAUUAAUUUGUAAUUCUUGUUUCAUUUUUCUGGUGAGUUAAAGUUUUUUUUGUUUGUUUUCAUUUGUGUUAUGGAAAAGCCACUGCAACAGAGGCAUCAGGGAUUUAGUGAGAGAGCGCUGUAUGACCCAGAUGAUGGAGCAAGCAUGUUGAUGUGUGUGAAGACUCAGGCUCUGAGAGGGUCCGGUAUACUCAUACAGAAACCUGCAGCCCAGCGCAGACUCCCCAGACUCAGUGGCAGAGGGAGCCAAAUCUUACGAGGAACUAGACUAUCCACUGUAAAUGAAAGCCUGCCAUCUCCACCAGUAAGUGCCGUUCAGAGCCACAGGCUUCCUCAGAUACACUCUGAGUCUCAAGAGCAAGAAUGCUAUGCGCCUAUUUCCAGGCUUGUGCAGCUCAGAGGAAGGAUCCUAAGAGGCGGCGCUACCAGUGUCAUGCACGCAGUAAACAACCUCCCACCUUUGAGAGAGCCCACCCUGAUGCUGGAGUCUCUGUCUCGGCCCAAUACUACUCACACAUUCAGAUCUGACACCCCUAUGAAAAGGUCCUUCACACCCAUGGAUUUUGCCUGUAACAUGAGGACAAGUCGAGGACUUGUCAAAGGUGAGAGCACACCUAUGGGAGUGACAGGCUUCAGUAUGGGCAUCACCAGCUCUACAGCUAGUGGGUUCUCGGAGUGUGUCACACCCAGCAGGAGGCGUCUACCCUGCGCUGACGGGGAUGGAAGGAACAUGCCUCUGAUCGGAUCUAUAGGUGGCCAGAAUCACCGGAAACAGCUGAGCCGGUUUCCAGUGCAUAUGAGGAAGAAAUUUCAGCCUGUUAUGCAAUAGCAUGGUAGUUAAUUUUGUAAUUAAACAAAAGAGCUUAAUGAGCCAGAUGAU